Molecule: messenger RNA, 783 nt
Organism: Contarinia nasturtii (swede midge)
Lineage: Eukaryota; Metazoa; Arthropoda; Insecta; Diptera; Cecidomyiidae
Exons: 3
Coding region: 4-783 (259 amino acids)
Source: RefSeq, a predicted model, not a curated record
AAAAUGUCGUCCGAUGAUUGGAUGGAAGAACUGAACAAAAUGUUGGCGAACAUUGAACGCCAGGUGACGUCUUCGCUACGAAAUAUUAGUAACUGUUUCAAACAGUCAGGUCAAUCGUUCCACCAAGCACAUCAGAGAUAUCGUUUAGAGCGCUCAACCGACAGAUUACAUGAAAUUUAUUCCAAAUUUGAAUGUGAAUCGUUCAAUAAUCGUCAAAUUAGAAGUGUAGCCCACAUUUUAAUCGAUAAUAACAACUCAAAUCCAAUUAUUGAAAUCAGCGAUGAUGAAAGUUCUGUGGAAAGGCCUAAUACCAGUUCACAAUCAUCCAGAGAGACUGCUUUCCGAAAUGUUGAUCGAGAGAUUAAAAGCGAGGACGAUCACGAUGAAAGCGAUGAACAAGCUUCUGUAGGGGAGGUGGUCAAUGUGGAAACAAAAAAAGAAGAAUUGGAAAAUGAUGAGAUUCCGAUAGUUCGUUUUAGGGCCAAUCAAUUGACAUUGGGCGCAUAUAAGAUAGAGCCAAACUGCUCUGUACGUGUCGAAAGUGACGAAGAUCAUAACAAAGAAAAAAGUGAAAAGGGAGCGAAGCGUGCGCGAUCGAAUUCGCCGAAUAUUUUUGAUAAAUUUGGUGACAACAACAAGACAAAUGUAUGUGAACGAUACAGAAAGAAAUCUCGUUUAUCUCAGGGAAGAGUUGAAUCGAAAGAUGGAAGCCGCAAAAUCACGAACGAAGUGAACAUUUCCGAAGCUGUUGUUGAAGUGAAUGUAGCUGGAAAUGUUGGAUGA